UUGCAGAUUCUGUGCCAGAAUGAUGCAUUUGUAAGCAUAUGCUGUGCCGGCUCCUGUGUCACUGCAGCCUCUGAUGCCAAGUCCUCAUUCCCUCUCCCAGGGCUGCUGUAUGUGCAUCUUUGCUGGGAAGGGCUGCAAAGGUAGAAGGAGAAGUUGCAGAGUAAAAAGCUUGGUCAUCAUUGGCUCUAACUUUUUUCAUUCUUUUUCUCCUUUUCAUUACACAUCACCAGUGUAAAUGGAUGGGCUUCACAGAAGCUUGAAGUACUGAGAGGUUUUGAUCCAGACCCAAGCUACAACCCAGUGAUGUCCGAGACCAAACUGGAUGAUCCCCCUUCUUGUAGGAACCGGUCUUCUGUUCCAGAACUGAAUGAUACUCAGGAGCCUUUUUCAAUCCCCUCUGUUGACUAUGAUGAUGAGGAAUUUCUGCGAUACCUUUGGAGGGAAUAUUUACAUCCCAAAGAAUAUGAAUGGGUCCUGAUUGCAGGGUAUAUUGUUGUAUUCAUUGUGGCUCUCAUUGGAAACAUCCUGGUUUGUAUUGCAGUGUGGAAGAACCAUCACAUGCGGACAGUUACCAACUACUUCAUAGUAAACCUCUCCCUGGCUGAUGUUCUUGUCACAAUCACUUGUCUUCCAGCCACGUUAGUAGUGGAUAUCACAGAAACUUGGUUCUUUGGGCAGACCCUCUGCAAGGUGAUCCCCUAUUUACAGACUGUGUCAGUCUCUGUGUCUGUACUAACACUUAGCUGCAUCGCUUUGGAUCGCUGGUAUGCAAUUUGUCACCCUUUGAUGUUUAAAAGCACAGCCAAGAGGGCAAGGAAUAGCAUUAUCGUUAUCUGGAUUGUGUCCUGCGUUAUGAUGAUUCCUCAGGCUGUUGUUAUGGAAUGCAGCAGUGUGUUCCCAGGAUUAGCUAACAAAACAAUCUUAUUCACAGUUUGUGAUGAACACUGGGGAGGUGAGGUCUACCCCAAAAUGUACCACAUGUGUUUUUUUCUGGUGACGUACAUGGCACCAUUGUGUCUUAUGGUGUUGGCCUAUUUACAAAUAUUUCGAAAACUAUGGUGCCGCCAGAUCCCAGGAACUUCAUCAGUAGUUCAAAGAAAAUGGAAGCCUCUGCCCUCUUUAGCACAGCCCCGGAAACUGGGACAAUCAACCAAGUCAAGGAUUAGUGGGGUAGCAGCUGAAAUAAAACAGAUUCGAGCCAGGAGGAAAACAGCACGUAUGCUAAUGGUGGUUCUCUUGGUUUUUGCACUUUGCUAUCUACCAAUUAGUAUCCUCAAUGUCUUAAAAAGGGUUUUGGGGAUGUUUAACUAUGCUGAUGACAGAGAGACUGUGUAUGCCUGGUUUACAUUCUCGCACUGGUUAGUGUACGCCAACAGCGCAGUGAACCCUAUCAUUUAUAACUUUCUCAGUGGAAAAUUUAGAGAAGAAUUUAAAGCAGCUUUUUCUUGUUGCUGGCUUCGCAUUCACCAUCACCAGGAUGAACGACUCACCAGAGGCCAUGCAAGCACUGAAAGUCGGAAAUCCUUGACCACCCAGAUCAGCAAUUUUGAUAAUGUUUCAAAACUUUCAGAACAUGUUGUGCUGACCAACAUGAGCACACUCCCAGCAAAUGGUACUGGACCUAUUCACAACUGAUAGUAUACUUGUCCCUGUCUUUUGAUGCCUUUGUAAAUUAAAAUUUGAUCUUACAUCCAACAGUCUUUUAACCAGUGACCACAAGAUUGCAGGACAAAGAUUGUAGGACUGUGAACUGACAGCAAGUAAUAUCAUUUUACAAAAUGUGUUUUAUAAAUUCACCCACAACUUUGUUUAUAAACUUAGAGAGUUAUAAUUUCAUAUAAUUUGCUUUGAAGCUGUAUACAUUGGAAUUUCAGGGGAGGGUAGUAUGUUUUUUAAAUAUUUUCAUUGGAUUUCUGCUUGUUUUGAUCUUGCAGUAAAGAGCAAGUAUCUGGAGAUGUAUACAAUAUUUGACUUUAAGUCGGAAUGUGUGUGUGAAAUCAGCCAGUAUUCAGCUUCGUGUUGAUUCUCCGACUGUGCCACGAUAUAGCAGAAAUUUUUUAGAACAGACAUUCUCACCAAACUUGGAUGCAAACCUUUUGCAUUCCCUGAAUGUCAAUGAAAAUUUCAAAGUAUCUUUUCAUAAACAGCUUUGAAUCUGAGCUGUCUUAGUCAUGUGGAGAAGUCAUAUGGUAUUUUCUUCUUUCUCACAUUGUCUGAGACUACCCUAGGUGCUGAGGAGGAGUGGCAAAGCCAUUAUCAUUCAGUUUCUCAGAAAGAGGGUGCUUUUAGAUGUGCCCUAAUUCUCUCACACAGUGGGCUCUGCUAUAUAUUUUGUUAUUUGUCUUAUAUCCCAAUGUAACUUUGCAAGGGAAAUCAGGUGUCUAGCUCUGUGGGAUAAGGUUUAAGGAAGGCCUUUUGUCCACUCGUCUAAAAGUCCUACUGGUAGGCAUCACUGUUGUCUGUACUUGGACACUGCAUUAUAGAUUUUACUUUAAUGGAACUAUCUAAGCCUCACAUGAUUAGGUUUUGUUCAGCAAAGGGAUAUUACAUUGCAAAAAAAUCAGAAUUCUUCUCUGGAGUCUCACUCAGAUUCAUGUCUGCUGCUACAAAAACUCCUCAAACUAUCAGACCUACUGUCUGAAAUUAUUUUAGUGCCUGAUACUGCAUCCGUUGAAGACAUCAGGUAUAGGAUGAAGCCUUUAGCUGUUACUGCCUGGGAUAUAUUUUGUUGUUUGAUAUUAUCUUAAUCUGUGCUAUAUAGGUUUUUAUACUGUGCUCCUCCUCGUGGUAUCUGAGCACCUUCCAGUAAUGCAUUAAGCAAUGUGCCAUGUGUCGUUUGUUCCCCGGGUCAUGUUGGUUCUGAUAUCGGACAUCCUCAAAAAUGGAAGAGCAGAGUUGAUUUCUUAUUUCAGAUCAAAGCUCCAAACACGAUGAGGCAGUAGCAUCAAGAAGAGGUAUAUAGUCCCGUGAUCCCAUACAUAGGCAUAGGAUGAGCUAUGUAUAUCCAUACCACCUGCAAGCAUUACAAACCUAUUGCACACAUGUAUAUCAUGAAUUUCCCAGACCUACCUAGUACCAACCAACAUGUAGGGUGGUGGUGACUCAAACACUGGUCCUCUGGAAAAAGAUUGCUGUAUUCUCAAGGGAAAGCAGACAUGGAAAAGGCUAGUUUAUUUGUUGCUCCUACCAGAGUUUAUUAUUUGAUUAAACUUUAAUUUGCCCAUCUUCCGUCCUGUGGCUGUUUCUGUGUAUGUGGCACAGGUGGGGUUCAUCGAUACUACACAUUUACACCUGUGAGAAGGGAUUCUGGUUGGGGAAGCCUCUCUAACUGUGUCGCUGCAGAUGCUGCUCCUGCUCGAGUUCAUUAUUGUUCAUAAUUCUCAACUCUGCCUGUGUCUGAGCGCCACACAAUUAAUAAAAGUCAGAAGUGCUUUGGGUACACGAUGGAAUCCUGAUAAGGACCAGGCCAGUGUAUCUACUGAUGAAUCUACUUAUUGGCUGAAUGUUAAAUAAGUAGCAACUAAAAUGUAACAGUUGGGAGAGUGGCUGGUUUGAGCAAAGGUAAUAUUCCAUCCUACCUUUUUAAAGUUCUUACAUUACACCCAUCUUCCGGGGCUCUGAGUAUUGGAUAUUUUCAGGUAAAAUAUAACACUGUAAGACUAAAUCAGGGUUCUAAAUCAACAGCCAUUGCUUGUAAAUAUCAUUCAAAUGUUUUAAAUGUUUGAAAAUAUGAAAAUUCGGAGAGAAAUAUUGUGACAUGAGGUUUUUUUUUUUAAGCAGAAUUCCCCAUAGCCUUCGGUGGAGGAUUCUGCUGAAAAAAUGAUGGCAGUGUUUAGAAACUUUUCUCCUAGGUGAUGUCAAUAGACCUUUGAUACUAUCGACAGAAGACUCCAGUCUGGCCCCAUUUGUAAGCAGUAAAAUCCAUAUUAUAUGUUACAGGUGUCACGGCCAAACUCAGCCCAUUGAAGUCAGUGGAAUUGCACCUGCGUACGUCAGGGAUGAGCAUGACUUCAAGUUUAGAUGAAGCAGAAAGAGUUUCUGUGGAAGACAGUGGCACAACAGAGAAUACAGAGUGGGCCAAAUUCAUCCCUGGUGUAACCAAACUGACCUUACUGGAGUUACACCAGGGAUGAGGUUUGCCCUGUACAUUUAAAACAACCUGCGAAUGGCAUUCCAGUAACAACACAACAGUUGGACAAAGGGAUUCCCCCAAAACGACUGCUUCUUCAAUUCCCAGUCUCAUGGAAACUUACUUACCUCAUCAUGAGCUAAACAUACAGAAUUCACAUCAUUGCAAGACGUUUUAAAGAAUAUAUUGCAUCAUGCUUUGUACAUACUGGAUAUAUUUAUUUUUAAUAUGUUCCAGAUGCCAUGUAACAUUCUCAAAUGCAUCAUGUAAAGAACUCAGUAUUUCAAAGCAAGGAGUCAUUAACAUUUGUAUUAUGUACUGAUACCAUUAAUGACAGUUUAUCCUCCGAUGCAUUAGUGGAAUUUUGGAAUUACUUUUACACAUGAUACACAAAUGCAUGGAGUCUGGGCAAUAAAAUGGAAGAUCUGGAAUACUAGUGCAGGAGGGCAAACCAGACACAGGGAUUACAGAAACAUGGUGAAACAGCACUCAUGACUGGUAUUGAAAGGUAUGUCUGUUUAGGAGAGCUAGAAAUAAAUAUAUGCAUCUAUGUAAACUGUAAAGGAAAAAGAAGUGGCAGUAUAGACAAAACAGAAGCUAUUUGGGUCAAAAUCACCUUGGGGAAGGAUUGCAAAAGAGGUUCUAUUGGGACAGCUAUAAGGGUCUGCUAUAGAUCCCCAGGGUCGGACUCCGAUAUGGAUAGUAGUAUUUCUCUUUCUAAUAAUAUUACCAUUUUUGAGGAUGACAAUAAAUAUUAGAGAGGAAAACACUACUUGGAAUUGUGUCAUAAUAGGAGAUUUUAUCUUCCCAGAUAUAUAUAGAUUAGAGAUAUAGAUAUAGAUUAGAGAAUAAAUGCUUCUUAAUACUGGUAGGGCCCCGUUCCUGGAUAUGAUAGAUGUCAGUUUUCCUCAUCAAAUUGUUGCUGAACCAGCAAGGGGUGAUGCAGUUUUAAACUUGUUUUUUGUAAGCAGUGAGGAAAUCAUAGAUAAGAUGGUCGUAGGAAAUUACCUUGGACUGAGUGAUCAUGAGUUUAAAUUAAAUGCAAAGGU
This is a messenger RNA of Chelonia mydas (Green sea turtle), 5178 nucleotides long. RefSeq names its product hypocretin receptor 2 (gene HCRTR2). Gene Ontology annotation, biological process: circadian sleep/wake cycle process; G protein-coupled receptor signaling pathway; feeding behavior. The record is from RefSeq and is a predicted model, not a curated record. The transcript has 7 exons. NCBI's taxonomy places the organism in Eukaryota, Metazoa, Chordata, Testudines, Cheloniidae. Gene Ontology annotation, cellular component: membrane. The coding region runs from base 304 to 1635 and encodes 443 amino acids. Gene Ontology annotation, molecular function: orexin receptor activity.